AUGCUCUCACCUGUGGGGCGCCACACGCACCUGGGCUCCCCGCGCGCUUCAGCUCGGCCCCCACUGGCCCGGCUGGGAUUCCUGCACCUUCACAUCUGUCUUUUCCCUACGGCUGCUGCGGAUACAUCUGAAUGGCCUGAGCCUGCGGUGCCCUCCGUGAUUUCUCCCGAGUUGCCAUCUGCGUGCCAGGAGGGUUUGUGCCAUAAUGGAGGGACUUGUCAUCCUGCCUACCUGCCUACGGGGGCCAGGUCGUUCCGGUGCGACUGCCCGUUACACUUCACUGGCCGGUUCUGCGAGAAAGCUGGUGAAAAGAAUUUUGGAGAACAGUUUCUUCAUCUGUAUUUAGUGGAAGGCAGACCAACAGUUCGAUUCAGCUGUGGACAAUCUCAGAAUAUUCUGACUGUAUCCAUCAAUCAGUCCAUUAGCAAAGGUGUACUUACCCCUGUCACAAUAAGCUAUAUGUUGCCUGUUGGCAGUUCUGGAGGUUACUGUAUGAUAGAAAUGUCUGCAGAUGGAAAUCCUCCUGUACAACACAGACUCUCUCUGUCAUAUCAAGCAUCUCAGAUCACCUUUGGAUCAAUCUUCCUUGGAAAUGUUCCUGUUCAUGCAGAGGUUCAUCGGUGUGCUGGACAGAUACUUGGCUAUAAAGGAUGCGUUAGGGAUUUUCAAGUUAACAAUAAAGAAUUGUUCAUCAUCGAUGAGGCUCUUGGAGGAAGGAAUGUGGAGAACUGCAAUGUUCCCAUAUGUGAUUAUAAUCCAUGUCGCAAUGGUGGGACCUGCACUAGGUAA
Tinamus guttatus (white-throated tinamou) is the source of this 789-nucleotide messenger RNA. Lineage: Eukaryota; Metazoa; Chordata; Aves; Tinamiformes; Tinamidae. The record is from RefSeq and is a predicted model, not a curated record.